This is a messenger RNA of Mycosarcoma maydis (corn smut), 924 nucleotides long. RefSeq lists its product as uncharacterized. The record is from RefSeq and is a predicted model, not a curated record. Gene Ontology annotation, molecular function: cellulase activity. Gene Ontology annotation, biological process: carbohydrate metabolic process. The transcript has 2 exons. NCBI's taxonomy places the organism in Eukaryota, Fungi, Basidiomycota, Ustilaginomycetes, Ustilaginales. Bases 1 to 924 code for a protein of 307 amino acids.
AUGGUGUUUUCUUCUCACAAGUCAACCGUCCUCGUCGUUUUGCUUGCUUCGAGCAUCGGACUCUUUGCGCCGGUCGUAGAGUCUACGGAUGCGACCAUGUAUUGGGACUGCUGCAAGCCAAGUGCCAGUUGGCUGGGUAAGGCACCCGUUUACAAUCCCGCAGUCACUUGUCUAGCAGACGGCAAGACGAUCGUCACCGGUCCCAGGCGGGAUGACCCCAACUCUUCAGGCUGCGGUGGAGGCAAAGAGUUCCAGUGUAGCUGUCAGCAGCCAUGGACUGAUAAGAUCAACCCUACGAUUGGAUACGCAUUUGCUGCUAUGAGCAGCACCACGGAAAAGGACAGCGAAUGUGCCUGUUAUGUGCUCGAGUUCGCUGAAACUGCCAGCUCCAAGCGCGGCAAAGUCAACACGCUGUUCUACCAAGUCAUCAAUGACGGUGGCGAUGUCACUCAGGACGGCCUCGACAUUCUGGUGCCUGGUAUGGGCAUCGGUGCCAUGACCCAGGGCUGUAGUGCUCAGUGGAAGGGCAGCGAUAUUUCCAAGUGGGGCAAGCAAUACGGCGGGCUCGAUCAGGAUGCUGCCGGCUGCGCGAACCUGCCCGAGGAUCUGCAGCCUGGUUGCAAGUGGAGAAUGAACGAAUGGGGUAACUCGGUUUCUUUCAAGGGCAGGCCUCGACGUGUGAGAUGCUCCAAGGCUCACAUCGACCGAACUGGUUGUCAGAGGAAGGAUGAGCCGAACACUACUUUCGAGGGCCAUUACGAUGCCUCAAACAACGGCCCUGCUCCCGAUGGAUACACUCCCAACGCUGCUGUUUGCGGCAUUGGAGGCUCGAGGAGGUCGUCUGUUCAUCCGUUUGUAGCCAGCCACCAACGUCCCACCACACAUGCUCAUCUGACCAAGAAGUCAGGCACUUGCAACGUCUGA